Molecule: messenger RNA, 351 nt
Organism: Capronia epimyces CBS 606.96
Lineage: Eukaryota; Fungi; Ascomycota; Eurotiomycetes; Chaetothyriales; Herpotrichiellaceae
Exons: 1
Coding region: 1-351 (116 amino acids)
Source: RefSeq, a predicted model, not a curated record
AUGCUGUUGGUGAUCUGGCAGUCUGCGCAACUGACUGUCUGGCAGCUGCAAGUUGCGGCAUCAAUCUUCACCACGCCGAUCUUCAUCGGCGUCUUCUCUCUUCUGUGGUUAGGCGUUGUGGAGGCUUUUGGCCUGUCACUUUUCGAAGGCGGAUGGUGGAACGGGUUCCGGGUCCACGUCGUCCAGAAAGAUCCUCUGCUGGGGUCUAUGUACGCCGUCGUGGCUCUUGCGUAUACGGCCAUGCCGUGGUACGUCUGGAGCCAGCAGAAACAGCAAAUCGAUCAGGCUUUGAUGGAGAUCAGUGCCGAGUCGAAACGCAUAGGGGAGAGUGAUGAGUACUGUACUAGGUGA